AUGAAGACUUUUCUCCUUCUACCAGCCUUCGUCAAGUUAUGCAGUGCCACCUCAGAUGUCGAAUUCAAGCGAACCUGGUCAAGCAACGAGCCCACCCAUCUAGCAAAAUACAGUCUCCUCACAUUCGCCUGCUCAGCAUUCAUCUACCUAAUAUGGCAGCUUAUUUCCCGCUACAACAACCACCUUCGCCACCUGUCGACCUUCGGCCACAACAACCAACGCUACUUCGCAACUCCAGCCUACGGCAUACUCCCCUGGCUCAAAGAACACCUCAUAUACGCCCCGCUAUUCCGAGUGCGCCACAAUCGCGAGUUCCGGCUGUCAAGGAACAUACACAUGGGCACAUUGCCAAGUCGGUUCCACAGCCUGCUGAUUUUCGGCAUGGUGGCUUUGAACGUGUGUCUUUGCUUGGUGGGUGUUCCUUUUCGCGAUCGAGAGUUGGCGGCGAAAGCCGUUCGCAAGAGUUCGGGGACGGUGGCCACUGCCAAUUUUAUUCCUCUUGUUUUGAUGGCUGGGAGGAAUAAUCCUCUCGGCAGGAUAUUGCAUGUUCCAUUUGAUACGUGGAUGUUGCUGCAUCGGUGGCUGGGGCGCAUUGUUGUAUUUGAGUCUCUGGUGCAUGUCAUGACUUGGGGGAUCUCGUAUGCUGAGAAGGAAUGUUGGAGGACGGUUUUUACGGCGCUGACUGCCGGAAGCUUUCUUCGGGAUGGCUUUAUUGCAACUUGUGUCUUAAUAGCCCUUCUCCUGCAUUCACCGUCGCCGAUUCGACAUGCGUUCUAUGAAACAUUCCUGUAUCUGCACUUCGUCUUUGCGGCUUUGACCAUGGGCUUUCUUUGGGUCCACCUAGAUGGUAUGCAUUCUCAAAUGUACCUCCUAGUCGCAAUAAUUCUCUGGGUCCUAGAGCGCGUUGCCCGUAUAGUGUCCCUCAUUUACCGAAAUAUUGGUCCCAACUCAACGACCGCGAAUGUCGAGAUCCUCCCUGGAGACGCAAUGUGUAUUAUCCUUCGCCUGGCACGACCAUGGAACUUUAAACCAGGGCAGCAUAUAUACCUCUAUAUCCCAUCAAUCGGAUGGUGGACGUCUCACCCGUUUUCUGUCGCCUGGAGCGAAAGAACACUUUCAAACAAGGCGGCCCUACCCUCAUUCAAACAAAGCCUUGUCGACUAUCAGCAGAGCGUUAUCUCGCUAGUAGUCCAACGCCGUGGCGGUAUGACAGACAAACUUUUCCAGCUAGCCUCGAAAGAAUCCACGACAUACCGCGCCUUUAUAGAAGGGCCUUACGGCAAUAUCCAUUCCUUAGACUCAUAUGGGACAGUCCUUCUUUUCGCAGGUGGCAUGGGGAUUGCACACCAGAUUUCUUUCCUUCGUCACCUUGUCCAGGGAUACUCGGAAGGGACGGUAGCGAUGCGCAGGGUUCUUCUCGUGUGGAUCGUUCGCUCUUCUGCACAUUUGGAAUGGGUCCGGUCUUGGAUAUCGAAUAUACUCGCUAUCAGUCAGCAGCGAGAUGUACUUCGAAUCAUGCUGUUUGUUACGCAGCCGCAGAGUACAAAGGAGAUUCAAGGGUCUUCGAUGACGGUCCCGAUAUUUCCUGGUCGACCCAAUAUUGAAACGUUGGUUGAUAUGGAAAUCGGCAAUCAAAUAGGUGCUAUGGGUGUCAUGGUAUGCGGGAAUGGGAGUUUAAGUGACAGUGUUCGAUAUGUCUGUCGGAGGAGACAGUCUGUUUCAAAGAUUGAUUUUAUUGAGGAAAGCUUCUCAUGGUAG
Molecule: messenger RNA, 1758 nt
Organism: Penicillium verhagenii
Lineage: Eukaryota; Fungi; Ascomycota; Eurotiomycetes; Eurotiales; Aspergillaceae
Product: ferric reductase family protein
Exons: 3
Coding region: 1-1758 (585 amino acids)
Biological process (GO): intracellular iron ion homeostasis; iron ion transport; copper ion import
Cellular component (GO): plasma membrane
Molecular function (GO): ferric-chelate reductase activity
Source: RefSeq, a predicted model, not a curated record